Mucor mucedo is the source of this 914-nucleotide messenger RNA. RefSeq lists its product as uncharacterized. NCBI's taxonomy places the organism in Eukaryota, Fungi, Mucoromycota, Mucoromycetes, Mucorales, Mucoraceae. Bases 126 to 833 code for a protein of 235 amino acids. The transcript has 3 exons. Gene Ontology annotation, biological process: peroxisome organization. The record is from RefSeq and is a predicted model, not a curated record.
CUCUUUUCAUGUAAUUUUUGCAUGUGAAAAAAAAAAAUAGGCGGGGGAGGAGUUUAUUUUUGUUUAUUUUUUCCCCACACACACUUUUUUUGUUUUUGCUUUAAUAAACUCAUUGAACAUACGAGAUGGUAAAUACAAGGAAAAAUAGACUAUUACCAGUGUGGGUGUUCAAGUUGGUUGGAUUUUCUUCUUUAGCUACAGCACUGAUAGGUGUUGCAAUUUAUUUAUUUAAAAAGUAUCCGCCACGUCGUAAACUAACGAGAGAACCAGCAGAGAACACAUCGGAGCAUGUGCCCAUUGCAACACAGAAAAGUAGUUGGAGUAAAGGGUUUUUUGGCGUUCGGAAGAAUAAGAAAAAGAUGACAAUUUCCUUAAAGAAUACGGUGCUAUGGAACCCUUCGCCCGAUGUGAAUACACCCAUGUACGCCUUCCAAGAAAACAGUAUUCAGAUCCUAACACGACUUUCGUGUCUAUACGAUAUUUAUGUGAUUGUGCAUGUAAAUUCAGAGGAGGAAAAAGGUGACAUCCAACGUCUAUUAGAGAACGCAUCAUCCACCGAUGGAUUAUUCGUGGAUGGCGUAGAUAACAGAAAGAUCAUCUUUUGCUCGGAGGAAGAAGGCAAAAUACAUAUCAUUCGACAUAUUGAACCCCACAUGCAUGUCGAAGGAGGUUGGGAAAAGGACGAUGGAGAGGAUAUCAUUCAAAAGUUAAAACCCUUUGUGUCCAAAUUGAUUUGGAUUCAAAAGAGAAAGGAUGCUCCUAGCCAUCCUAAUGUUGAAUUGGCUGAUUUAUUAAUGCAUACCUCCAUCGCUCAGCAAGUAAAAGAUGCUUAAUCCCUACUGUCGUACACACUACUUGCCUUAUACAGAUGACAAAAUAAACAUUUAAUAAUUAUUUAAAGGCUGGAAAAAAAA